Molecule: messenger RNA, 825 nt
Organism: Acanthosepion pharaonis
Lineage: Eukaryota; Metazoa; Mollusca; Cephalopoda; Sepiida; Sepiidae
Source: the annotation of a GenBank genome assembly
AUGGACAGAGGAGAAACUUUGAUACGAAUUUUAAUUCUUACUAUCGCCUGGAUACAAACAACAGCAACACCACUUGUUAGUACAACAAAGGCAUCUCUCCCAGAAUUCCAGUUAUUAAAGAAGUUCUAUCCUGGCUACAAACAUAAUGGAGGAAAAUACAACAAUCGACACUUGAUCAAUAUGAUUGGUUGUAAUAAAAUCUGUCAAAAGAGCCUGCUUCAUGACACAACUGCUCUACGUUUGUCACAUGCACUCAAUAAAGUGGGUGGCAUUCACUCCCUUGGAAAGACACUCAUCCGUCUAUCUAAAUAUGGCCAAGAUAGUGUCAGUGGAUCCAAUCAUAUACAGUACAUUUACCACCCAAUCGCUUAUGGACCUUAUUUGGCUGACAAAUAUGGUUAUCCAACAGUUUCCAAAAUGCAUGCCACUGAUCCAAUUCACAUGAUGAAAAAGUUUUUUGGAAAACAGGGGAUUUUACAAAUCAUUACAUAUGCAAAAGCAGAUAAUAAACCAAUUGGCCAUGUUGCAUUAUGGGAUUGUACUCAUUUCCACCAAUCAAAGAACUGGAUAGCCGGCCAUGAGCUUAUUACUGUGGAAUUCUGGGAAUCUCCAGAUUCCAAAUGCCCUCAAGUAGACGAAAUGAAACUUGAAUCCUAUUAUAGCAGCAAUGACCCCUCAGAUAUAGGGAAAGAAAAGGCCAAAAACUUGCGACAUAAAGCCCACAAUAAACACAAGGGAAGCAGAAGAUAUCAGCAUCUCCUCAAGUUGGUCAGAAUAAAAAAUCAAUCCCAGCAUUCACAGUCAACAUAUAAAUCCCUCAGAUGA